This is a messenger RNA of Zingiber officinale, 2590 nucleotides long. Its product is annotated as oligopeptide transporter 3-like. The coding region runs from base 70 to 2286 and encodes 738 amino acids. NCBI's taxonomy places the organism in Eukaryota, Viridiplantae, Streptophyta, Magnoliopsida, Zingiberales, Zingiberaceae. The transcript has 5 exons. Gene Ontology annotation, molecular function: oligopeptide transmembrane transporter activity. Gene Ontology annotation, biological process: transmembrane transport. The record is from RefSeq and is a predicted model, not a curated record.
UCGCUUCCUCACUCCCGAAAUUUAACCUUUUCCUCCCUUCUCUUUCUCUCGCGGAUUUCUGCUGUUGCGAUGGCGGCCAAGGGAAACGGGCCCCCUCCGGCCGGGGCGGAGGAGGCGGUGGAGAGGUGCCCGGUGGAGGAGGUGGCGCUGGUGGUGCCGGAGACGGACGACCCGACGUUGCCCGUGAUGACAUUCCGUGCGUGGUUCCUCGGACUGGCGUCCUGCAGCCUCCUCAUAUUCCUCAACACCUUCUUCACCUACCGCACGCAGCCGCUCACCAUCUCCGCCAUCCUCAUGCAGAUCGCCGUGCUGCCCAUCGGCCAGUUCAUGGCCUCUGUGCUGCCCAACCGGGAGGUAAGGAUCUUCCCCGGGGGCUGGGGAUUCAACCUCAACCCCGGUCCUUUCAACAUCAAGGAGCACGUCAUCAUCACCGUCUUCGCCAACUGUGGCGUGUCCUUCGGCGGAGGCGAUGCCUAUUCCAUCGGCGCCAUUACGGUGAUGAAGGCCUACUACAAACAGAGUUUGAGUUUCCUCUGCGCGCUCGUUAUUGUGCUCACGACUCAGCUAUUAGGCUAUGGCUGGGCUGGGAUGAUGAGGAAGUACUUGGUGGAGCCAGCUGAAAUGUGGUGGCCUUCUAACCUUGCUCAGGUUUCCCUCUUCAGAGCUUUACACGAGAAGGAUGAGAGAUCGAAAGAGCUAAGCCGGAUGAAGUUCUUUCUCAUAUUCUUCAUUGCCAGCUUUGCGUACUACACCUUGCCCGGCUACCUCGUGCCGAUAUUAACCUUCUUCUCAUGGAUGUGUUGGGCGUGGCCUCACAGUGUCACUGCUCAGCAAAUUGGAUCAGCGUACCAUGGUCUCGGCGUCGGUGCAUUUACACUUGACUGGGCAGGGAUCUCUGCGUACCAUGGGAGUCCUCUCGUCACUCCAUGGGUCUCCAUUCUCAAUGUGGCUGCCGGAUUCAUUAUGUUUAUUUACAUAAUAGUUCCUGUGUGUUACUGGAAGUUCAACACAUUCGACGCGCAGAAGUUUCCGAUAUUCUCCAAUAAGCUCUUCACUACCACAGGCCAUCCAUAUGACACUACCAGGAUAUUGACGCCGAAUUUUGAUCUGAAUGUUGCUGCAUAUGAGAGCUACGGAAAGCUCUAUCUUAGUCCUCUUUUUGCACUCUCGAUCGGAUCAGGAUUUGCAAGAUUCACAGCGACUAUUACCCAUGUCAUCCUUUUCCAUGGAAGUGAUAUCUGGAGGCAAAGCAAGUCAGCGAUGAACUCUGCAAAGUUGGAUAUCCAUGGUAAGCUGAUGAAGAAAUACAAGCAAGUUCCUCAGUGGUGGUUCCUCGUUCUACUGCUAGGAAGCAUUGUAUUAUCACUAGCGGUGUCCUUCAUUUGGAAACAAGACGUGCAGCUGCCAUGGUGGGGCAUGAUAUUUGCUUUCGCUCUGGCUUGGAUCGUUACGCUUCCCAUUGGAGUAAUUCAAGCAACCACAAAUCAGCAACCUGGAUAUGAUAUCAUCGCCCAGUUCAUGAUUGGGUAUGUCCUUCCCGGAAAACCAAUUGCUAAUCUCCUGUUCAAGAUCUAUGGAAGGAUCAGCACCGUCCACGCCCUUUCAUUCCUUGCCGAUUUGAAGCUCGGCCAUUAUAUGAAGAUUCCACCUCGGUGCAUGUACACUGCUCAGCUCGUCGGAACUGUCGUCGCCGCCGUCGUGAACCUUGCGGUGGCUUGGUGGAUGCUCGAGAACAUCGCAAACAUCUGUGAUGUUGAUUCUCUACAUCCCGACAGCCCAUGGACCUGUCCUAAGUACAGAGUCACCUUCGAUGCUUCGGUCAUAUGGGGUCUGAUAGGCCCCGCCCGCCUCUUCGGGAACGGAGGGCUUUACCGGAACUUGGUGUGGCUGUUCCUCAUCGGAGCGCUCUUGCCGGUUCCAGUGUGGCUGUUCAGCAAAAUGUACCCGGAGAAGAAAUGGAUCCCUCUCAUCAACAUCCCCGUCAUAUCUUACGGCUUCGCCGGCAUGCCGCCAGCGACGCCAACCAACAUAGCUAGCUGGCUCCUCACCGGCACCAUCUUCAACUACUUCGUCUUCCGGUAUCGAAAGGGCUGGUGGCAGAGGUACAACUACGUGCUGUCUGCAGCUUUGGACGCCGGAACGGCGUUCAUGGGGGUGCUGCUGUUCUUAGCCCUCCAGAACCAGGGUCACACUCUGAACUGGUGGGGGUCAGAGCUCGAUCAUUGUCCUCUGGCGACAUGUCCGACUGCGUCUGGAAUAUCAGUCAAAGGAUGCCCUGUCUUCUAGGAAUAAAAUCCAAGCUAAGAGAAUUCACUGAUGUAGGAGCACGUUCCGCCAUUGUAGAUCGUUAACAUCGAUUGCAGCCGAGUGAUGUUAUCAAAUGCCCCCUCUACUUGUAUAAGAUGCAAAAGUUCAAUUUCAACUCAAAUAUCUCUUCAUCGAUUCAUGGAUCAUUUAAUAUUUUUAAUGUCGUACUAAUUUUUAUGUCAUCUAAAAAUGUAAAAAUAUAGAUGAAGUGUUGUUAAGUUUGAGUUAAGUGUUGUAGCAGCAAGAAGUACAAUAAUAAUAAAAAAAACAUAUUUGUUUCCUA